AUGCAAGUUGAUACUCCCCAGGAGACGGUCGAGAUGCUCAAGCACGGGGAGAUCGACGAGUCUCUGUACAGCCGACAGCUCUAUGUUCUUGGUCAUGAGGCGAUGAAACGCAUGGGUUCCUCCAACGUGCUCAUUGUUGGACUCAAGGGCCUGGGUGUCGAGAUUGCCAAGAACAUUGCCUUGGCCGGAGUCAAGUCCCUCACCCUCUACGAUCCUGCCCCUGUCGCCAUCUCCGAUCUAUCAUCCCAGUUCUUCCUCCAGCCGGAAGAUGUCGGCAAGCCCCGCGCCGAAGUAACGGCCCCCCGAGUGGCGGAGCUGAACUCAUACGUCCCCGUCACAGUGCACGAGGGUAAUAAUAUCGCGGAGGACCUGGAGCAGCUGAAACGCUACCAGGCCGUCGUCCUCACCCUGACGCCUUUGAAGGACCAGCUGGCCAUCGCCGACUUUUGCCAUCAGAACGGCAUCUACGUCACCGUCACGGACACCUUCGGUCUGUUUGGCUACCUCUUCAACGACUUUGGCAAGAACUUCACCGUGGGCGAUGCGACGGGCGAAGAGGCUACCGGUCUAGUUUCGGCGCUAGACGAGACUCGCCAUGGUCUGGAAGACGGCGAUUUUGUGACUUUCUCCGAGGUCAAGGGGAUGGAGGGUCUGAACGACAGCGCGCCCCGCAAGGUCACCGUCAAGGGCCCUUAUACCUUCUCUAUCGGAGACGUCUCUGGCCUUGGAACGUACCAGAGUGGCGGUCUCUUCACGCAGGUCAAGAUGCCCAAGUUUGUAGACUUCCAGCCGCUUAGCGAGCAGUUGAAGAAGCCAGAGCUCGUGAUGUCCGAUUUCGCCAAGUUCGAUCGGCCCCAGCAGAUGCAUAUCGGUGUCCAGGCUCUUCAUAAGUUCGCCGAGAACCAUGAUGGCCAGCUUCCUCGCCCCCACAAUGAGAGCGACGCCCAGGAUGUGCUCAAGAUCGCGAAUGAUCUCGCCUCGGGCGAAGAGGACAAGGUGGAGUUGGACGAGAAGAUUAUCAAGGAGCUCAGUUACCAAGCUCGUGGUGAUCUCAAUCCUCUCGCUGCUCUGUUCGGCGGUAUUGCAGCCCAGGAAGUCCUGAAAGCGGUGUCUGGGAAAUUCAGCCCUGUCAAGCAGUGGCUCUAUUUUGAUUCCCUGGAGUCUCUUCCCUCCUCUACGGCCCGUUCUGAGGAGAGCUGCAAGCCUCUUGGAAGCCGCUACGACGGCCAGAUCGCUGUGUUUGGCAAGGAAUUCCAGGAUAAGAUUGCCAACGUCAAGCAGUUCCUCGUUGGUGCUGGAGCCAUUGGUUGUGAAACCUUGAAGAACUGGGCCAUGAUGGGCCUGGGAACUGGCCCCGAGGGAAAGAUCUUCAUCACCGAUAUGGACCAGAUUGAGAAGAGCAACCUCAACCGCCAGUUUCUCUUCCGUACCAAGGAUGUUGGGCGACUCAAGAGCGAGUGUGCGACCACAGCAAUUCAAGCAAUGAAUCCGGAGCUGCAGGGCAAGAUCGUCGCGCUCCGCGACCGGGUGGGACCAGACACCGAACACGUUUUCGACGAGAAAUUCUGGGAAGGCUUGGACGGGGUCACCAAUGCGUUGGACAAUGUUGAUGCGAGAACCUACGUCGAUCGACGCUGCGUCUUUUUCCGAAAGCCCUUGCUCGAGAGCGGCACCCUUGGCACUAAGGGCAAUACCCAGGUCAUCCUUCCGCAUAUCACCGAGUCCUACUCGAGCUCCCAGGAUCCUCCUGAGAAGACGUUCCCGAUGUGCACGCUCAAAAGCUUUCCCAACCGCAUCGAGCACACCAUUGCCUGGGCCCGGGAUCUUUUCCAGACGUACUUCGUUGGUCCCCCGGAGGCGGUCAACAUGUACCUAUCCCAGCCGAACUAUAUUGAGCAAACGCUCAAGCAGGCUGGCAAUGAGAAGCAGACCCUGGAGCACCUGCGCGAUUUCCUGGUGACGGAUAAGCCCUUGACGUUCGACGAUUGCAUCGUGUGGGCCCGUACUCAAUUCGAGAAUCAAUACAACAACGCCAUCCAACAAUUGCUCUACAACUUCCCCAAGGACUCCACGACCUCUUCGGGCCAACCUUUCUGGUCUGGCCCUAAGCGGGCUCCGACGCCGCUCAAGUUCGACAGCACCAACCCCACCCACCUUGGGUUCAUUAUCGCGGGCGCGAACCUGCACGCGUUCAACUACGGUAUUAAGAGCCCUAAUGCCGACAAGGAGUACUACCGCAAGGUCGUCGACAACAUCAUCGUCCCGGAGUUCACGCCCAAGUCUGGGAUUAAGAUCCAGGCUGACGAGAACGAGGCCGACCCGAAUGCCCAGCAAUCGGGGUCGUCUUUCGAUGAUGGCAACGAGAUCCAGAAUCUGGUUGAGUCUCUGCCGUCACCCAAAUCCCUUGCCGGCUUCCGCUUGAGCCCGGUGGAGUUCGAGAAGGACGAUGAUACCAAUCACCACAUCGACUUCAUCACGGCCGCCAGCAAUCUCCGUGCCGACAACUACGAAAUUCCCCAGGCCGACCGCCACCGGACCAAGUUCAUCGCUGGCAAGAUCAUCCCUGCGAUUGCCACCGCCACUGCCUUGGUGACCGGAUUGGUUGCAUUGGAGCUGUACAAGAUCAUCGACGGCAAGGAUGACAUUGAACAGUACAAGAACGGGUUCGUCAACCUUGCCCUCCCCUUCCUGGGCUUCAGCGAGCCUAUCGCCAGCCCCAAGGGCAAAUACAUGGGUAAGAAUGGUGAAGUCACGGUGGACAAGAUCUGGGACCGUUUCGAGGUGGCGGACAUCCCGCUCAAGGACUUCAUCCAGCACUUUGCGGACCUGGGCCUGGACAUCAGCAUGGUGAGCUCGGGAGUCAGCCUGUUGUAUGCCAGCUUCUACCCGCCGUCGAAGCUGAAGGACCGCCUUCCUAUGCCGAUGAGCAAGCUGGUGGAGCACAUCAGCAAGAAGCCCGUUCCGGAUCACCAGAAGAACGUCAUCUUCGAGGUGACGGCCGAGGACCAGAAUGAGGAGGAUGUGGAGAUUCCGUACGUGAUGGUGACUCUUCAGAAUUUUAUAUCACCAUCGCCAUUCCUGCUCGAUUUUUCCUCUCUCAUGUUCUCCUUCCUCCGCCAAACUCACCGCAUCACCCAGCGCAUCGCAUCAGCUAGAGUCAUCGCGCCCGCGCCAAUCUACAGACCCUCAUCAACCUCCGUAAUCUCCGCACUUCCAACACGCACCAUGGCCACCAACACCGCAAACAAAAUAACCAACUGGGUCAACCCCAACGACAAAUCCGGCGAGUUCAAGCGCCAGGAGUCAUCCUUCCGGAACUGGAUCUCCAACGAACCAGGCGCGGAGUUCCCCCCUGAGAAGGGCAGAUAUCAUCUUUAUGUUUCGUAUGCGUGUCCGUGGGCUCAUCGCACUUUAAUCACCCGCAAGCUGAAGGGACUGGAGGAUAUCAUCUCGUAUACGUCCGUGCAUUGGCAUCUGGGAGAGGGAGGAUGGCGAUUCGCAACACAGGACGAAGCAGUUCCUAGUGACAACUUCACCUCAGACCCGCUGCAUCCGCAAUUCACCCAUCUCCGCGAGAUUUACUUCGCCGAUGAGCCUAACUAUAGUGGCCGAUAUACGGUCCCUUUGCUGUAUGAUAAGAAGGCGCAGAAGAUUGUGAGCAAUGAGAGCUCCGAAAUAAUCCGCAUGCUCUACACCACCUUCGACGACCUCCUCCCCCCAUCCUUCCAGAAAAUCUCCCUCUUCCCCGAACCCCUCCAAGAAUCCAUCGACUCCGCCAACUCCUGGAUCUACCCAACAAUCAACAACGGGGUGUACCGCUCAGGCUUCGCCACCACGCAAGAAGCCUACACCAAAGCCGUAACCGAGCUCUUCACCAGCCUCGACAAAGUCGAAUCCCACCUCUCCUCCACCCCCGGCCCGUACUACUUCGGCGCAAACAUAACAGAGGCAGACAUCCGACUCUUCACGACCAUCAUCCGCUUCGACCCCGUCUAUGUGCAGCACUUUAAGUGUAACGUGCGCGAUAUCCGCAGCGGCUACCCGGCGCUGCAUCGCUGGAUGAGGCGGCUUUAUUGGGAGGUUCCUGCUUUUGGGGAGACUACUAAGUUUGAUCAUAUUAAGUUUCAUUAUACGCGCAGUCAUAGCCAUAUUAAUCCUUAUGGGAUUACGCCUGCUGGGCCUGUGCCGAAUGUUUUGCCGUUGGGGGAGGAGGUUACUGCUGUUGGGGCGAAGUAG
Messenger RNA from Aspergillus candidus, 4236 nucleotides. RefSeq names its product E1 ubiquitin-activating protein ubaA (gene ubaA). Bases 1 to 4236 code for a protein of 1411 amino acids. The transcript is spliced from 11 exons. Gene Ontology annotation, cellular component: nucleus; cytoplasm. Gene Ontology annotation, biological process: protein ubiquitination; DNA damage response; ubiquitin-dependent protein catabolic process. Gene Ontology annotation, molecular function: glutathione transferase activity; ubiquitin activating enzyme activity. The record is from RefSeq and is a predicted model, not a curated record. NCBI's taxonomy places the organism in Eukaryota, Fungi, Ascomycota, Eurotiomycetes, Eurotiales, Aspergillaceae.